AGGGCGGGGCUAGCUGAGCCCCGGCAGGGCCCGCGCGGGGAGAGUAUGGCCACGCUGUGCAGGCUGCGGGAGGUUCCCCGGCAUUUGCUGGUCUGCGAGAAGUCCAACUUCGGCCACGACAAGUCGCGCCACCGGCAUAUCGUGGAGACGCACUAUUACAAUUACAGGGUUUCCUUUCUGAUUCCUGAAUGUGGGAUACUCUCAAAAGAACUGAAAGACCUGGUCAUGGCGUUUGGACCUUAUUACUCUGUGAAGGAUUUACCUCUUCAUGAGUUAAUCACCCAUGAAUUCAUUAAUACUUUUGUAAAGAAAGGUUCUUGCUCUGCCCUAACGUACAACACGAACAUCGACGAGGAUAACGCUGCCGCCCUCCUGCCCAACGGGAAAUUAAUUUUAUCACUGGAUAAAGACACUUAUGAAGAAACUGGACUUCAGGGUCGUCCGUCUCGGUAUUCUGGCAGGAAAAUCAUGAAAUUUAUCGUUUCCAUUGAUUUGAUGGAUUUAUCCUUUAACCCGGCCUCUAAGAAGUAUGAAAGAGUAUCCUGGGCCUUCAAAGAAAAGAAGCCGUUGAGGUUUGAUUUCCUUUUGGCGUGGCAUCAAACAGGUGCAGAAGAAUCAACGCUGACGUCAUACUUUUCCAGUUACCGAAUUCAGGAGCAUCGGCCAAAAAUAGCAAUGAGCACAGUGGCAGAUCUGCAGUGCCCGGUGCUGCGGGGCAGCGAGCUGGGGGGCCAGCCGGACGCGGCCUGCAGCGCCCUGGAGCUCUUUGACUGGCUGGGCGCUGUCUUCAGCCACGCGGAGCUAAAUAACGAGCCUGACAGUUUCCUAUCAAGCUAUUGCUGUCCUCAGCCAAGCACAGUGGUGGCCAGAGCUUCCUUGUGCACCGUCACCGGGUUCAUCCUUCCAGAGAAGAUAUGCCUCCUGUUGGAACAGCUGUGUCGCUACUUUGAUGAACCAAAGUUGGCUCCGUGGGUGACGCUGGCGGUUCAAGGCUUUGCCGACAGCCCUGUUUCCUGGAGAGAAAACGAGCACGGGUUUCGCAGAGGAGGAGAGCACUUGUACAACUUCGUGAUUUUUAACAAUCGGGACUAUUGGCUUCACAUGGCUGUGGGAGCAGGUGAUGACUGUCCCCCGUAGAAAGUGCAGAAGUUAAGAUCCUGUUUGUUCAUGUGCGUUGUCGUGCUGCUUGAUGGUAAAAGGACCGUGUGUUCACUCAGACGAUGGUGGUGACAUUUCUCCGACGAGCCUCUCUCAGCACCUGCUCCAGACUCGGGCCCAUCCUGCGGCUGCAGCCGGGCCUGCUGUCCAGUGAGAGUUCGUGGUUGAUUUGUCCCUUUGGUAGGAGCCCACGUAGGGUUACUGCCUGGUGCCCUGGGCCAGGAGGAUCAGGGGUCAGGUUUCACGGGACCAUUGGGUAAGAGGGACUCAGGCUCCUGCUUGUAACCUCUUUGCAUAAUAAUACAAAGAAAUCCUUCUGUCCUGCUUGCCAGAGCCUGUUCCUGCUGUGAGUGCUGUUCAUCUUUGACCCUGUUUAAUUCUCACAUCAGAGGGAACAAGCGCAGAGGGUGCGUAAGCUUCCCGAGGCCACCCUUGCUCGUGGGUCCGAGAUCAGUCCCAGGCCAGCUGGUUCCUGAGUGUGUGUUCUCACUCUCCUUAUUCUGGGUCAGGAGAGAGAUUUGGAAUCUGCGUAUAUUAAGGAACAAGUUGAAAGAAUUUCUUCCCCAGCAGCAUGGCUCACUUCCAGCAUGGCUGGAAUUUUUUUCCCAGCUAAAAGCGACGAAAACUUCUGGAAUACCUUGUAUCAAGAAUCAUCUUUUAAAAUGUAUCAACGAGCUGCAGAAUAAUUAAGAAUUCUCAAAGGCUGUGUAAUUUUUAUUUGGCCAUAUGGAGUUAAAUUAGAAAUCAAUAGCAAAAAGAUCCUUGAAACCCUCCCCCCAAAGCCCCCAAUAUAUGGGAACAAAAUAAAAUAACUCAUAAGUCCAUAAAUCCAAAGAGAAA
This is a messenger RNA of Phacochoerus africanus (Common warthog), 1998 nucleotides long. It is a transcript of the gene RPP40, whose product is annotated as ribonuclease P/MRP subunit p40. Gene Ontology annotation, molecular function: ribonuclease MRP activity; ribonuclease P activity. The record is from RefSeq and is a predicted model, not a curated record. NCBI's taxonomy places the organism in Eukaryota, Metazoa, Chordata, Mammalia, Artiodactyla, Suidae. Gene Ontology annotation, biological process: endonucleolytic cleavage in ITS1 to separate SSU-rRNA from 5.8S rRNA and LSU-rRNA from tricistronic rRNA transcript (SSU-rRNA, 5.8S rRNA, LSU-rRNA); tRNA 5'-leader removal; tRNA 3'-end processing. Gene Ontology annotation, cellular component: multimeric ribonuclease P complex; ribonuclease MRP complex. Bases 46 to 1137 code for a protein of 363 amino acids. The transcript has 8 exons.